AUGAACGGCACACGGGCACGUAAUCACAUGUGUUUGGACGGAGUUGUCCUCUCCUGCCUUCCACUAAGACUACUACUACAUAUCAUCGCUGGUGAAUCACACGCAUUUCAGGCACUUUCGACGGAGUAUAACAAAAUAAGUUCGGAGAUGGCAUCUCAGCAAACCUUCUAUACUGGUAGUCAACCCAAUCCGCAACAGGGCGGACUUAUUGUCAAAACAGGAGGGACUUUUAUUCAACCGAGCACUGGGACCCAUACUACACCCCAAACGAUCUACUAUACUCAAGGAAGCCAACCACAGGUGAUUCAAUAUCAACCUCAACCCUUAACUCAGGCUCAACCUCAAUAUCAACCUCAACCUCAGAUGCAGUCACAUCCCCAAUAUCAGCAACAGCAAAUCUACCAAUCUCCACAGUUUCAACCACAACCAAGUGGUGAGCAAUCAACAGUUUACUACUCCCCUCAGUCACAGCCUCAAACAACACAGAACUAUUAUCAAGCACAGCCUGCUCAACCUGCUCAAAAUAGUCAACAAGUGUACACUGUCGGAGCUUCUUCAUACCAGCAAAUGCAAUCUCAGCCACAGUAUCGAAAUAUGGCACAAAGUCAGCCUCAGCAGCAGCCUCCACAAUCGCAACAACUCUUCUACACACCACCACAACAGUCACCAUCACGUGUUAUCUACGCCAAAUCAACCCAAGGUCAAUCUGGGGUAACCCCACAAUACCAACCUAUUCAGCAAGCUUCAUCACAAACACGUGUGGAACAAUACUCACCUCAAGCUUCUUAUCAACCUCAACAAGAACAAAUUAUACAAUCUCAAGUUGCAGCAAGACCAGUGGCUUCCCAGCCUCGUCCGGGGCAGCAAGUAAGCUACCAACCUCAGCAAACCGUGUAUUCGGCACCCUCGCAACCUCAGGUAAUUAGGGUGAGCCAGAACCCAGUUCAGCAACAGCAACAGCCCUAUGUGCAAAAUGCGGCUCCUAUCGACCGAGGAGCAUACCAGACGCCAACUGGAGCCAAUCAGCAGGCAGGUGUUUAUCAACCAAUGGGAAAGGCCGUGCCCGUCACCAUGGCUACACCCCCGCAGCAGUAUCAGCCACCCCAGCAGCAGAGCCUUUCUCAGUCGGUGCCAACACAACAACACCAACAACAGAGGCCUGUUCCUCAAGCGCAACCAAGACCUCAGCCCCCUCCAAAUAGUCCUACUGGAACUACACCGAAACUCCGUCAACUUGUAAGCGUUUACAUUACUACUGAUAUUUGCAUCUUCGUGUCUAUGUAA
Molecule: messenger RNA, 1284 nt
Organism: Rodentolepis nana
Lineage: Eukaryota; Metazoa; Platyhelminthes; Cestoda; Cyclophyllidea; Hymenolepididae
Source: the annotation of a GenBank genome assembly